GAGAGCGCACAGCCGCCGAGCGAGCCGGAGCCGAAGCCCCGCGCCUCCGGCUCCUCUGUUUCUCUCCGCGCCAGAGCCGGGCGCGCCAGGUAGGGUGAGUCGGUGGUGCCUAGGCUACAGCCGACCUUAUGGUCCAGACCCGAGUCCCGGGGACCUGCGGGCCCUCGAGUUUCGGGGCGCCCGGGCCGGGACUGGCCGGGGCGUCCAGACGGCGCUCGCCGGGAGCUCCGGGAAGCGAGAAAGCAUCCCCGGGCGUCCCGCCUUUCUUCCCCAGAGGAAGCGCGCCCUGCAUCGCACUCCCUCACUCCUCCUGGUCUUCCUGCUCCUCGGUCUUUUGGACUGUCAUUCUGUCUGUGUCCCUAGUCUUUGUCUCAGCCUCUCGGCUUCCCUUGCUUCCCGCCGGCAUUCUGUGGCCCUGGCACCGGGUCUGUCCGCCUCCCGGGUUCUGUCCCCUUCUGCGCCUCUGACCUCCCGACCAGACCUCCCCUGUGGAGAGCUUGUGGUCUUGACCGGUUUUGGUGUCAGGCCCCAUCUCUGUCUCUGUCCCGUUCUGUGCUGGUUUCCAUCCCUGCCUCUCUCCUGUUUGCCUGGUUGAGCGGCUCCUUUCGGUGGGCCCCCUUGAUCUGGGCACCAACAGAACGAUUAGCCCUGAGGAGCUGAGGGGGCUAAGUGAGGCGCCCCAGUCCCUGUGGCCAGGAGCUGGGGCCCUUGAACUACUUUUUGUCUUUCUUCAGCCUCACUUUCCUUUUUGAUUCUGAGGAAAGAUAUACAUCCCUCUUUCCAAACCUGCAUGAUUGUGAGAGCCUGUGUGGGGUCGGUGUCUGGAAGAGCAACUGGGGCAAAAAUGAUGGGGGUGCAGAGUGGAAGAGGGAGGAAGGGUGUCUUUGAGGACCAGGGCCAGACUGGACAGGCCCUGAGGAUGGGGAUAUUGGAGAUGGUGUCUUUCUCUGCUUGGUACUCAGCUGAAGAGAAAACUGAGGCAUAAAGUCUCGAACAGCAUCCUAUGUAGAGCUAGGGACUCCAGAAGUCACCUGCAGCACCGCUUUGAGAUUCUGACCACACAAACGCUCUCCCUACUCACAUCUGCUUGCCCUGUUGACUUAGGACCUGUAGCGAAUUGGGCAUCCCUCCUAGAGGCCAUCCUCUGCACUUUGCUGUCUUACCCCCAAGUGCCUAACGUCUGUAGUCAUCCCUUCGUCAGGAGGCUCUGGGCAUGGCUUUUGAAGAAUCAGAGACUAGGACCAUUUGGUGCUUACUUAGGUUUCAGUCUCCCCAGGGGUUGGAGACUGUCCCUUAGAGAUUCUCUCCUCCCUCUUCCCUGAUAGGUCCUUAGCUAGCAAUGCUCCCUCUCUGGAAAUCAGGAUGGGGACUGAUCCCCAAUUUUGUUUGAUAUGGCCUCUGCUGCAAAGGCAUUGAUUUGGGGGUUCUGGGGAUUUUGUGCAGGAUCUCAGACACCCUUGAUUCACAGAGGGCUUAAUGUUGGCUGGGGUCUUUCAUCCACUGUCUGGCCCCCACUCCCUGCCUCCCUUCCCCUCUGCUGAGUUUAGGAUGGGCACAGGGCUUAUCUCCAUCCCCAGAUCAGGUCAGGGCUGAGAGACAGGCCCUGGAGGUGCUCCAUGAGCUGCUCAGUCUAGUUAAUGAUACUACUCUUUCCCUGGCUCCCGAAUCCCUGGGAAGGGACUGGGGGUGGGGGGCGGGAGGCAGAGUCAGAAGUGCAAUUGCUGUCAGUUUCCACUUCGCCCGGUCUGUCUUUCUAUCUCUCUGCAGGAGCUGGGCCCCUUCUCAUCUCUCUUCCUGCCUGUCCUUUCCUGGCCCUUGCUUCCCCCACUCUUUGCCUUUGCUGCUUCUACACUCAUCCCGUGGAGGUCCAGGUCUGCUGGACACAUCCGUCCCCUUCUGGGCCAUGGGAUCGUUGCUGGGGCUCCUGGCGCUGCUGCUGUGGGGCACUGUGGCUGAGGGCCCAGCCAAGAAGGCGCUGACACUGGAGGGGGACCUGGUGCUGGGUGGGUUGUUCCCUGUGCACCAGAAGGGCGGCCCGGCGGAGGAGUGCGGUCCUGUCAACGAGCAUCGCGGCAUCCAGCGCCUGGAGGCCAUGCUUUUCGCUCUGGACCGCAUCAACCGCGACCCGCACCUGCUGCCUGGUGUGCGCCUGGGCGCACACAUCCUCGACAGCUGCUCCAAGGACACAUACGCCCUGGAGCAGGCGCUCGACUUCGUGCGGGCCUCCCUCAGCCGCGGCGGUGAUGGCUCACGCCACAUCUGCCCCGACGGCUCUUACGCCACCCAUGGCGAUGCUCCCACUGCUAUCACUGGUGUCAUUGGCGGCUCCUACAGCGACGUCUCCAUCCAGGUGGCCAACCUCCUCCGGCUAUUUCAGAUCCCACAGAUCAGCUACGCCUCCACCAGUGCCAAACUGAGUGACAAGUCACGCUAUGACUACUUUGCCCGCACCGUGCCCCCUGACUUCUUCCAAGCCAAGGCCAUGGCAGAGAUUCUCCGCUUCUUCAACUGGACCUAUGUGUCCACUGUAGCAUCUGAGGGGGACUACGGUGAGACAGGCAUAGAGGCCUUUGAGCUAGAGGCCCGUGCCCGAAACAUCUGCGUGGCCACCUCGGAAAAGGUAGGCCGUGCCAUGAGCCGGGCAGCUUUUGAGGGAGUGGUGCGAGCUCUGCUGCAGAAGCCCAGCGCCCGCGUGGCCGUCCUGUUCACCCGUUCUGAGGAUGCCCGUGAACUGCUCGCUGCCACUCAGCGCCUCAACGCCAGCUUCACCUGGGUGGCCAGUGAUGGCUGGGGAGCCCUAGAGAGCGUGGUGGCAGGCAGCGAGGGGGCUGCCGAGGGUGCCAUCACCAUCGAGCUGGCUUCCUACCCCAUCAACGACUUUGCCUCCUACUUCCAGAGCCUGGACCCCUGGAACAAUAGCCGGAACCCUUGGUUUCGUGAGUUCUGGGAGCAGAGGUUCCGCUGCAGCUUCCGACAGCGGGAUUGCGCAGCCCACUCGCUGCGGGCUGUGCCCUUUGAGCAGGAGUCCAAGAUCAUGUUCGUGGUCAACGCAGUGUAUGCCAUGGCCCAUGCACUGCACAACAUGCACCAUGCACUCUGCCCCAACACAACCCGCCUCUGUGAUGCCAUGCGGCCUGUCAACGGGCGCCGCCUCUACAAGGACUUCGUGCUUAAUGUCAAGUUUGACGCCCCUUUCCGCCCAACUGAUACCCACAGUGAGGUCCGCUUUGACCGCUUUGGCGACGGUAUUGGCCGCUACAACAUCUUCACCUACUUGCGGGCAGGCAAUGGGCGCUAUCGCUACCAGAAGGUGGGCUACUGGGCAGAAGGCCUGACCCUGGACACCAGCCUCAUCCCAUGGGCAUCACCCUCGGCCGGCCCCCUGCCCCCCUCUCGCUGCAGUGAGCCCUGCCUACAGAACGAGGUGAAGAGUGUGCAGCCAGGCGAGGUCUGCUGCUGGCUCUGCAUCCCUUGCCAGCCCUAUGAGUACCGGCUGGACGAGUUCACCUGCGCCGACUGUGGCCUGGGCUACUGGCCCAAUGCCAGCCUGACUGGCUGCUUCGAGCUGCCCGAGGAGUAUAUCCGCUGGGGCGACGCCUGGGCUGUGGGGCCCGUCACCAUCGCCUGCCUUGGCGCCCUGACCACCCUCUUUGUGCUGGGUGUCUUUGUGCGGCACAACGCCACACCAGUGGUCAAGGCCUCAGGCCGGGAGCUCUGCUACAUUCUGCUGGGCGGUGUCUUCCUCUGCUACUGCAUGACCUUUGUCUUCAUUGCCAAGCCGUCCACAGCAGUGUGCACCUUGCGGCGCCUUGGCUUGGGCACUGCCUUCUCUGUCUGCUACUCAGCUCUGCUCACCAAGACCAACCGCAUUGCACGCAUCUUUGGUGGGGCCCGGGAGGGUGCCCAGCGGCCACGCUUCAUCAGUCCCACCUCACAGGUGGCCAUCUGCUUGGCACUGAUCUCAGGCCAGCUGCUCAUUGUGGCUGCCUGGCUGGUGGUGGAGGCCCCAGGCACAGGGAAGGAGACAGCCCCUGAGCGGCGGGAGGUGGUGACCCUGCGCUGCAACCACCGCGAUGCAAGCAUGCUAGGCUCGCUGGCCUACAAUGUGUUCCUCAUUGCACUCUGCACUCUAUAUGCCUUCAAGACCCGCAAGUGCCCCGAGAACUUCAAUGAGGCCAAGUUCAUCGGUUUCACCAUGUACACCACCUGCAUCAUCUGGCUUGCCUUCCUGCCCAUCUUCUACGUCACCUCCAGUGACUACCGGGUACAGACCACCACCAUGUGUGUGUCGGUCAGCCUCAGCGGCUCUGUGGUACUUGGCUGCCUGUUUGCACCCAAGCUACACAUCAUCCUCUUCCAGCCGCAGAAAAACGUGGUUAGCCACCGUGCGCCCACCAGCCGCUUCAGCAGCGCCGCCGCCAGGACCGGAUCCAGCCUCAGCCAAGGGUGUGGCUCCCAGUUUGUCCCCACUGUUUGUAACGGCCGUGAGGUGGUGGACUCCACGACCUCGUCGCUCUGAGGAUCCCACACCCCUGCGCCGACAGCUUCCGCGUCCAGGGCCAGGAGGAAGUUGGCUGAAGCACUGCAAUAAUGCCUACCCCUCACCCAGUCACCAGAGUCAUGACCCACCUACCUGCCCCAACCUUCAGAGUCAGAAGUCAGGGUCCUCGUCCUGGGGCCUCUACCACGGCCACUGACCUCCCUUGCCGCUGUGUCCCCUCCUCACUGGCCCAGGGCUCAGAGGGAAGCAGCCAGGGUCCUCUCUGCCCUGGAGUGGGGUGUGGGGUGGGUGAGGGGGCGCUUUGGCUGAGGACUGCAGGCCCCAACCCCCAGUCAGCAAAGGUGCUUCCAGCCCUGCCCCUUCCCCCUUCUAGGGCCUUUUUUAUUUUUAUAUAAGUUAUUCUGGGAUUGGGGGAGAUUAGUGGGUGGCCCUUUCUUCUCCUGUACGGUAGUCAGUCCUGUGGUUUAUUUUGUAUUAUCUGUAAAUAAAGUGUCUUUAUUUUAAAAAAAUCACUC
This is a messenger RNA of Loxodonta africana (African savanna elephant), 5016 nucleotides long. RefSeq names its product glutamate metabotropic receptor 2 (gene GRM2). The coding region runs from base 1904 to 4519 and encodes 871 amino acids. Gene Ontology annotation, cellular component: plasma membrane. Gene Ontology annotation, biological process: regulation of synaptic transmission, glutamatergic; G protein-coupled glutamate receptor signaling pathway. The record is from RefSeq and is a predicted model, not a curated record. Gene Ontology annotation, molecular function: group II metabotropic glutamate receptor activity. The transcript is spliced from 5 exons. NCBI's taxonomy places the organism in Eukaryota, Metazoa, Chordata, Mammalia, Proboscidea, Elephantidae.